CACGCGCCGCAGCAGCGAAAACGGAACCAUUGGUAAGAGAACGGGUCGAUGCAGACGCCCCCAACAACUUGCAUAUUUCGGCUGGCUUAUCAUCGUCCAUAUACCGUCACACCCGAAGGAGUCUAGGCAGCACGCACGCCAUACUCUUGAUCCAGGAGCGGGUAUGAGACUAGGCAUUGCUCUCUAUCCAAGUCAUGGUCGCCAACGCGUAUAUGUCGAAUAUUUACAUCGUGGGUGCGCAAUGCACGGGGAAGACGACCCUCGUGAACGCCCUACGAGACCACUUCACCGAGAACGCCCCUCAGAAACGAGUUGUCCCGGAGAUCGUCUCGGAAGUAGCUCGGACAGUUCUCAAGACGCAUAACUACACGGCAGACGAUGUCCGAUCAGGGGCUGAGCGGUGUCUCGCCCUGCAAGAGCUCAUCAUCAAGGCGCAAGUGGCCGCCGAACGGGCGGCCCUGGAGAAGGGCGAGUGGUUCAUCUCCGACAGAUCGGGGAUGGAUCCGGUUGCGUACGCGAGGAGGUACGUCGGCAAGGAGGAGGCUACGAGGCUUACGCAAACCCCGGGAUGGGCCGAGCUAAAAGAGAGGAUGGGAAAGUCCCUGAUUGUGGUUUGCGAGCCGGGCCUGGGCUGGCUUAGAGACGACGGCGUGAGGCUGAUGCCGAAGGACCUCGCGGACUGGACCCACUUCCACGAUCUGUUCUGCGGCUACUUGGAGGAGAUGGGGCUUGAGUACCAGACACUUCCCCACGACAUAGCCCAUAUCGCAGACCGAGUCCGAUACGUCAUGGAGAGGUGGAAACCGAAUAUCGACGCCUGACCUCUGAUUUCGGGAGAGGGAUCGGGCCCGGCAGCGACACGGGUUCUAUGGUCGAUUUACGCUGUGUAAAAUUGCUGGGCGUCAGGGUUCGGUAACGGCUAAAGUAGAGGGGCGGUUAUGGUGUUCGGGCCUCUAAGGUAUGCGCUUAACCACGUUCCUACCCACCUGGUGCCUAGUUGAGGUCGCGGAUAAGGUGUAAGAGGAUGCCGACCCGGCUAUUACAACAUUGAAUCGUAUUUAGACCCGCUCUAGAUCACAAUAGACACAAUGUCAGGAAUCCCCAGUUG
Messenger RNA from Durotheca rogersii, 1108 nucleotides. Its product is annotated as AAA domain-containing protein. The transcript has a single exon. Lineage: Eukaryota; Fungi; Ascomycota; Sordariomycetes; Xylariales; Xylariaceae. The record is from RefSeq and is a predicted model, not a curated record. Bases 195 to 821 code for a protein of 208 amino acids.